ACAUGUGUCAGUCUUCUACACAGUUUAUGAUAUUAUGUAUAUUUAUUUAUUUACAUUCCUCUCGUUCGCUAGACAGUUGUCGUCAUUAUCGUUACUGUUUCACUGAAGAGCCAAAAGUGUCGUACCUCCGGACCUAUGCAUCCGUCCGGUGUACACUGACAACAGUUAACGGUUAGGUAGAAUUUAAACGUUGUCUUAGUCGGACUCUGUUAGCUCCUCGCGCACCAAAGUACGUCUCAUUAGACACCGCGCCCGCCGGUGGUAUACAUGUUAAAUUUCUGUUCUUGAUUUCCAGAAAAACUCUUUUCAGAAUCCGUUUCACCGACUUGAUUACAAACGCUAAAACAUAAUGAUUGUACGCACUUGCGCGGUGUUAUUAUUUAUAUUAGUGAACUUGUUGCUAAAUAGUGAAAUUGGUGCUCAGCCGGGUAAUAAAAGUAUUUGCGAAACUUGUGCUUGUUUUCCCACAAAUGUCGCCCCGACCUCGGUCAACUGUACUUGUAUCAAGAACAAAUUUUUGAUUAUACGACCGACUGAUGCGUCUCUGUUGUUGGCCGUAAAAGAACUAACACUAGCUGCGUGUGGACUUGUAUCGCUGCCGCCGUCUGGAUUGCCAAAUGCAAACCUCCUAAAGAAAGUUACAGUGCGCGACAUCAAACUGUUCCACUACACUGCGGGUCUUUUUCCUGUUCUGGAAACUCUUGUGAUUGAAAAUGUCGAUGGACUCGUACUGGACGGUUUCGGUCAAGCCAACAACACGCUAAAAGAACUCGAACUCCGUCGGACUAAGGUGCAAAAAUUCGUCCAGGGAACAGUUCCUGCAUCUGCACCACUUCGCAAGAUCACUCUGGACAGCGUUGAAAUCGAGGAAAUCGAACCUGGAGCAUUAGACAUGUCGUUUAGUCACGACAAAGUCGAAGGAUUUUCUAUGAUCAACUCAUCGGUCAAAACCAUUGAGGCAGGAGGUGUAAUGGUCCGGUCGGGUUCAGUAAAAAUAGUUAACAGCACUUUUGAUAAAUUACACAGUGGCUCAAUAAUAGUCGAAGAAGGUAGGGAAAUUAAUUUGUCCGGUAAUAAAUUCAACAACGUGUCUUUGGUUGGCGACAGUGUGACCAUAAGCCGCUCUCGAAACUUUGGCGAUGGGAAUGUUACCAUAGACGGAAAUGAGUUCUUCAGCCUACCAGCCGAUUUGCAAAUUUUCAAAACGGACCGGCACGUGACGUUCGCAAACAACAUUGUGCACGACGUGGACCUCGGACCCUUUUUGUUUGGUGUGGGGCCCACAGUUCGGGUGUCGGGUAACCGGUUUGAAUGCGACUGCGACUCGCGGCGGACCAGCGUACUGAAGCUCAACCAAGUCUUUCCGGGCCUGUUGUCUGAUGACAGUUAUUUUACGGUUUUACUGGCCGAAAACAAUUGUAAACAACCAGCAAGUAUGACCCUGGCAGGUUACCGAGACGAGUUAAUCGCUGGAAAGACUUGUCCCGGCACUAGUCUUCCCACAGCCGAACCUACGACACCACCAAUGCCAACCGAUUCACCUAGUAAAUCUUCUAGCCGAUCGUCCAGUGAGAUCACAAUGGCCGUCGUCACUCUAUUUAUGAUAAUUUUUACAGUGUUACCAUUGAGCUGAAUUGCGAUGGUCAUAGUGCGAAGCGGCUGGACAGUAUGUCACGUUUUUUAACCUUUCAUUGGUCUAAAUGAAAAACCUUGAGAAGACAGGUCAACUUUACCUACUGACAACUAGUAGCUUUUUUUAAUUUAGCUGUUUAAUCUAUGUUUAUCUGAAUUAUUUUACAAUAUUUUUGUAUAUACAAUUAGUUUUUUUUUUUAAUAAUUGAAUUGUAAAUUUUUUUUUACGUAAACGAGCAAUAUUUGUUUUUUGGAUAUUAAUUUUAUGUAAAUAAACAUCAAUGUACAACACACGUUGUGAACUAAAUAUAGUGUUACAAGGAAAAU
Molecule: messenger RNA, 1959 nt
Organism: Daktulosphaira vitifoliae (grape phylloxera)
Lineage: Eukaryota; Metazoa; Arthropoda; Insecta; Hemiptera; Phylloxeridae
Exons: 3
Coding region: 350-1633 (427 amino acids)
Source: RefSeq, a predicted model, not a curated record